This is a messenger RNA of Naegleria fowleri, 2031 nucleotides long. RefSeq lists its product as uncharacterized. The transcript has a single exon. The record is from RefSeq and is a predicted model, not a curated record. NCBI's taxonomy places the organism in Eukaryota, Heterolobosea, Eutetramitea, Acrasida, Naegleriidae. The coding region runs from base 1 to 2031 and encodes 676 amino acids.
AUGCUUGGAGAGGUACCGAGAGGUUCCUCUUUUUUCUCAUCGAUGUUAUCAUCUUCCUCUGGGAUACACCCGAACCAGAACAACAACAACAACAACAACGGUGGAAUACAGUCAUCAUCGUCCUGCUCUGAACCUUCAUCAUCGGUGCAGUGUUUGCACCAUUUCUUUUCCUCCCUCCUUUCUAAAACACUGAAUUCUCUAUUGUAUGAAAUUCAAAAUACAAACCACUUCUUCGGAUCCUUAUUCUCUACGGCUGGCAUUCCAAAUUCUGUCCAUGAAAGUUCCGAAACUCAUCACAACAACAUUUUGAGUGCUACUACUACUAUUACGGCCAAUACACAACUUCCACCAUCAUCACCAUCUUCAACACUAACAUUGCCUCUUGGAAAUACUCAGUCUCUCUUUUCCAUCAUCCAUUCAUCCUCAUCGGGUUCAUUGUCGUCCUCAUCACCAUCAUUCCUUCCACAACAACAAAAUAACCAUCCCUCAAGCACGAUCAUCACUCGUCUCUCAGAUUUGUACAUUCCUUUCAAUUUUACCAAUAAUACCUCUACCACCACACAAUCACUCAUGAUUGCUGAUUCUGUUCUUGAAUAUGUUGGAGUUGGCUUUUGCGUGCUUCUACUCCUAUUUUAUUUGAUUCUACUCAUUCUCCUAUUGAGGAAGAGGAAAAACUUCUUCUUGUCACUGUGGCCCUCUAGAGUUUUAGUUUUAUGUGGAGUAAUUUCACACUCGUUUUUUAGAAUUAUUGGAUUGCUAUCUCAACAAGAUUGGUGGAUACAAAUUCGCAGUGCAAACAAUUUACAGGAUUCUGUCAGCAUGUCAAAUAAUGUACUCUGUCGAAUCUCGUACCCUCUAGAGUUUAUAUCACUAGUAACUGCAUUGAGUGCAGUAUUAUUUAUCAUUACGCAUAACCUUUCACCUAGAAAGAAACUGGAUCGCUCUGCCUCAAUGUACACGAGAAAGACAUCCGUUCAUAAUGGUGUUCUACACUCAGCUGGUACCACAGGUGGAAGUGCUGCGUCAUCUUCUCAUCAUCGGCGAAAUCCCUCUGUGGUUGACAUUUUGGCACAUGAAGAUGUCGACGACGCAGUCGACUCGGAAGCAUCGUGUCAACACGAAAGAACACACUCUCUCACUGGGACCACUAUUGAGGACGGUUCUGUAAAACCUUUACUUCGAUCACAUUCCACAUCGAAAAGCAUUUCUGAAGUUCGCCCAAAUGCCAGAAGAAACUCAGAAGCUAAUGCUAAACAUGCUUCCUCACAAACUGACCCUAGUAUUCAAAUGAUUGAAACCUCCGUGUCACCAAGGUCCAACUCAUCAAAGCAUAAUGGAUCAGAGCACAAUAAUGGACAUCAUUACUCUCACUCAGCUGUAAUGACCAAGAUUGAUAGCGCUCCAUUGAUUCAACAAUUUCAAAAAACAACUCCAACAAUCAAUAUUCAAAAAGACAAUAAGGCAAUCAUUGCCAAAACACUUAUCAUUGUGGGACUAUUCGUUUCAAUUCAAAUUGUAGGAAUUAUCAUUGAUUUGGUUUUAACUUACAUGAUUGGGCAUAAUGGUUUGGAGUUUCUCUUCAACCAUGUCACUCGAUCGACUGGUUAUUGUGCCCUUCCAACUUCUUCACUCAUUAUUCAAGGACUAUUUUUCUUCCCAUAUUUUAUUGCUUUUAAUGUUUAUAGCGUGAGGCUUUACAAAAAGCUAGUGAAUAAGCGAAUGAGACGAAAAAUUUUGGCUUGCCAAAUUGUUGUAACUUCACUCUUUAUAAUUUUUGGACUUUUAGGAAAAUCAGGAGAAGCCAUUUUCACAAUUUUACAAUCCAUUGACACCGAUCAAAGUUUAUUGUUUGAUGUUUUAGUGAGAUUAUUUGGGGUGGUGCAAUCACUUGCAUGUGACAUUCUUAUUUGUUUAUUCAUCAUUGUGUAUUUUGUGGUGCUUCCUCUUGCAGACUCUAUGAAAACCGAUAACUUUUAUUCCAAGCACGUGGUUACUCAAUCAAGUCCCUCUCAAUCUCACUUGAAUGUAUAG